This is a messenger RNA of Exophiala bonariae, 1758 nucleotides long. RefSeq lists its product as uncharacterized. Gene Ontology annotation, biological process: sucrose catabolic process; maltose catabolic process. The record is from RefSeq and is a predicted model, not a curated record. The transcript has a single exon. Gene Ontology annotation, molecular function: sucrose alpha-glucosidase activity; oligo-1,6-glucosidase activity; alpha-amylase activity. Lineage: Eukaryota; Fungi; Ascomycota; Eurotiomycetes; Chaetothyriales; Herpotrichiellaceae. The coding region runs from base 1 to 1758 and encodes 585 amino acids.
AUGCCACAUGCAACUUUCCAACACAAAACCACCUGGUGGAAGGAAGGCAUCGUGUACCAGGUAUAUCCAGCGUCUUUCAAGGACUCCAAUGGAGAUGGCAUCGGAGACAUACCUGGCAUUAUAUCGAAGUUAGACUACAUCCGAGACAUAGGGGUAGACAUCAUUUGGGUCUCGCCCCAUUUCAAGAGCCCACAGGUCGAUAUGGGAUACGACAUCUCUGACUUCGAGGAUAUACACGAACCAUAUGGAACGCUCGAGGACUGCGAGCGUUUAAUUCGCGAAACUCACAAGAGAGGGAUGAAGAUCAUUUUCGACCUAGUCAUUAAUCACACCUCCGACCAACACUCCUGGUUCCUUGAAUCGAGAUCUUCUAAAGAUAACCCGAAGCGAGACUGGUACUUCUGGCGAGCUCCUAAAUUCGAUGAGCAUGGUAAUAGAUGUCGUCCCAACAACUGGAGGAGCCAGUUUACUAAACCUGCGUGGACUUGGGAUCCGCUCACCGAGGAGUAUUAUUUACAUGUCUAUGCAAGUGGCCAGCCCGACCUGAACUGGGAGAACGAAGAAUGCCGCAGGGCAAUCUACGAAAGCGCGAUCAGGUUUUGGCUCAAGCGCGGUGUGGAUGGCUUUCGCAUCGAUACUGUCAACAAGUAUUCCAAGGUCCCUGGAUUGCCGGAUGCCCCAAUCACAGAGCCGCAGGAAGCCACACAGGUAGCUGUCUGUCGAUACACCAACGGCCCUCGGAUCCAUGAGUACUUGAAAGAGAUCAAGGAUAUUUUAUCAGGGUUCGAUGUCAUGACAGUUGGUGAACUGCCAAAUACACCCGACAGUAACGAGGUCCUACAAUACAUCUCUGCGCGCUCGGGCGAAUUGAACAUGGUCUUGAACUUUGACACGGUGAACCUCGGACAAACGCCUGGAAAUCGUUUUCUGCCGCAGCCCUUUGACAACCUUGAUUUCAAGAACCAAUUAACAAAAUGGCAGACGCUGCCUGCAGAGACUGAUGCAUGGACUACCGUCUUCCUGGAAAAUCAUGAUCAAGGUCGAUCAAUAUCUCGGUUUGCUUCAGAUCUUCCAGCAUACCGACAGAGUGCAGCCAAGAUGCUGGCGACAAUUCUCGCGACCAUGACCGGAACAUUGUUCUUAUAUCAGGGCCAAGAGAUCGGUAUGGUCAAUGCACCUGAGUCCUGGUCGCCAGAUGAAUACAAGUGUGUCAGAUCGGUCAAUUACUUUCGCGAUAUCUGUGCGCGCAGUCGCAAUAAUUCAGGUUCAAUCGAGCAGGCCCGCCGCAACCUUCAGCGUGUGGCACGAGACCAUGCCCGAGUACCGAUGCAAUGGGAUGCGACUCACAAUGCCGGCUUCUGCGAUGAAGACGUACAGCCUUGGAUGUCGGUGCUGGAUGUUCAUCGCGAGAUCAAUGUGGCUGAUCAGAUAAACACCAAAGGAAGCGUACUGAGCUAUUGGCGUUCGAUAUUAGCUCUCAGGAAGAAUUAUGCCAGCCUCUUUGUGUAUGGGAGCUUCGUGGCCAUUGAACAGGAAAGGAAUUUGAUGUCGUUCCUGAAGAUCGACGAACGCACUGGGGCAAAGAGCUUGAUCGUCGCAAACCUAUCGAGAGAGACUUUGCAGUUUACACACCCUGAUGGCUUUGCAUCGGAAGAGACACAGUUUCUGAUCGGCACUCACAGUAAUGAUGCUGAACCAGAGUGGCAACAGCAGGUUUUGGCACCUUUUGAAGCCAGGGUCUACAUACAGCAAGGCUAG